AUGUCUUCAGUCCCUGUGAAGCCCGGCCUCCGCCUCAGUGUGUCCGAGUGGCUCAGCAGCAACCAGCAGCUGUCGGCCGUCGCCGGACACGAGAGGAGGGUCUCCAACGGGAUCCGACAGGAGGGGAGGUCCCUACGCAACGAGACCAGCUGCACGACCAGCUGGGACGAGAGCGACACCUCCCGCCGGCUGAGUGACCGGCUGUGGGACGUGGCUCGAUGGAAGGAAGCCUUGGAAGCAUGUGCACGGAAAGUGGAUGAAGAGAUGGAGGCUCUGACCCUGAGUAAAGAGCAGACUGAGCAGGCCCUGGCAGCGACCGCCGUCCCCCUGGAGGUCAGCACCGAGUGCGUGACGCUGAGGGAGGGACGCCGCGGCUCCGAGCUGGUCCUGGACCCCGUGGACGAGCAGCUGAAGCAGGAAGUGCAGCUGAUUGGUCGAGUGCAGCAGGUUCUGCAGCAGCACGUGGACAAGGCCUUCGAACACUUGUGCGUUUUGCAGGAGGUUCGACAUCAGCUGACCUCUGACCUCCAGAACAAGAUGGACGCCCUGGACAUUGACAUGUCCUGUCUGUCACUGACCAUAAAGUCCCCUGAGAUCUCCCUGAAGACAAACCCCACUCGCAUUCCAUCAGGCUCCUCCACGCCUCAGGAGUGGGGCCAGUUCAGCCAGUAUAACGUCCUCCAGGCUCAGGAGGCCAUGCAGCUGUCCCAGCACAUGAGGGAGGACACCAGUCUCACCAGGGCUCAGCUGCAGAACGAGUUAGCGGUUCAGUGGCGGGCGACAGAGUUCGUUCUUCGCAAACGCAAUCACGACGAGGAGCAGGCCCGAGACCAGCUGCAGUGGCAAAUUCAAAAUACUGAAGAUGAAAUGAUGGAGAUGGAAGACGACAUCAAGGGACUGGACGUGGAUCUGCAGGCAAAGACCAGCAAUCUGAAACUGGCUCACACCCGACUGGAGAACAGGACCAGCCGAGCCGGGAUGGACCUGUGCAGAGACCAGGUCCAACACGGUCUAGUGAAUGAAGUCCAUCAGCUGAAGGCCACGAUCGCAGCUCUGAAUCAAAAGCUGUCGGAGGCGCAAAAGUCUCUGCAGAAGAUGAAGCUGCAUCACGCCCGCAUGCUGGAGGAUCUCUCCAGGAAACAGGAAGCUCUGUCUCUGGAGCAGCGAAGCAUGAACACCCGCUCCCACCUGACCUCGGCCUCCUGCUCCGGUCGCUCCCCGGUGCUGCUGGUCCCGCUCGCCAACUCCAGUGGGAGGAGCCACCUGCAGCUGCUGGCUCAGUGA
Limanda limanda (common dab) is the source of this 1284-nucleotide messenger RNA. It is a transcript of the gene tekt2, whose product is annotated as tektin 2 (testicular). Bases 1 to 1284 code for a protein of 427 amino acids. Lineage: Eukaryota; Metazoa; Chordata; Actinopteri; Pleuronectiformes; Pleuronectidae. The transcript is spliced from 9 exons. Gene Ontology annotation, biological process: cilium assembly; cilium movement involved in cell motility. The record is from RefSeq and is a predicted model, not a curated record. Gene Ontology annotation, cellular component: microtubule cytoskeleton; nucleus.